Pelmatolapia mariae (spotted tilapia) is the source of this 1020-nucleotide messenger RNA. Its product is annotated as natterin-3-like. Bases 1 to 1020 code for a protein of 339 amino acids. The record is from RefSeq and is a predicted model, not a curated record. The transcript has a single exon. NCBI's taxonomy places the organism in Eukaryota, Metazoa, Chordata, Actinopteri, Cichliformes, Cichlidae.
AUGCUGACAGACCAACCUCUUCCUAGUGUUACUAAGUUCAGACAGAGGAGGCCAGUUCAUUCUUCUUCCUUUAAGACUACCAUUGACACCAACCUGGAGUGGAUCACCUUUAAACGUUCUAUUAUCAACACUGCAGUCUCAAUUUACAACAGAUAUUUUGAUCGCACUGAUUAUGUCUGCAAAUACAAGUGUGACACAGGCUUUUAUACCCCCAAAGAGGGUCCUUAUUGUGUCUUUGCUCGCAAAAACAGAUUUCACAGAGUAGAUCCCUUUGAAGUACUGGUCAACAGAGACAACUUUAAGAUCUUGGAGUGGAAGGAUAAUUCGUCUGGUAAGGUGCCCAAGAAUUCAGUCUCUACCUGUCCAGGGGAGCAAAUAUAUGUAGGAAUGAACAAAUAUGGCCUUGGGAAGGUUUCCACUAAAGAAAAGGCCUUCUACCUGCCCUGGAAGGGCAAAGUAUAUACUUACAAAUCCUACCAGGUCCUGACCACCAAUGAAAAUAUAGUCAGCCAACACAUUGACAAUGCUAAAAUUCUCCAAUAUCCUCCUGAGGUCAUUCGUCAAACAUUCAUCAGCAACUAUGAAUGUCAACCAGUAGUGAAAACAAGUUCCAUCUCAAAGACGUCUGAGGUGGAGCACAGGUGGGACACUACUUCUUCUGUUACAGUUACUGUUAGUACAAGCAUUACAAUUGGUAUCCCUAUCCUCUUCGAAAAAAAAAUUGAGAUCAGCACUGAGGUGUCGUUUGGAUUGACUAUAGGAACUACUGUGACAGAGAGCGUCACUGAUACUCUAUCUGUGGAGGUCACUGUGCCACCAAACCAAUCCUGUGUCAUUAAUAUGCUCCGGUACAAAUACAAAGUCGACAUCCCAUUCACAGGACGCCUCAGACGCACUUACGGUAAUGGGAAUAUCCGAAUAACAUCCAUCACUGGGAAAUAUAAUGGCAUUCAGGUGGGAGAAGUCCGGGCUGUGGUGAAUCGAUGUGAACCUCUGGAUGGAUCUAAGCCUUGUCCAUGA